Messenger RNA from Rhagoletis zephyria (snowberry fruit fly), 1413 nucleotides. RefSeq lists its product as uncharacterized. Lineage: Eukaryota; Metazoa; Arthropoda; Insecta; Diptera; Tephritidae. Gene Ontology annotation, biological process: mitotic sister chromatid segregation; mitotic spindle assembly checkpoint signaling; protein localization to kinetochore involved in kinetochore assembly. Gene Ontology annotation, molecular function: small GTPase binding. Gene Ontology annotation, cellular component: kinetochore microtubule; RZZ complex; cytoplasm. The record is from RefSeq and is a predicted model, not a curated record.
AAAUUUAAUAAACAUUAAGAGGGAAGUACACACCACAAGUGGCUUGACAACCAAGCGAAAUAUUCCUUUAUUUCAAGCCAUUUGCGUUAUGUUUGGGGGUGUUUGAAUGUUUGAAAACUCUUUGAGGGAACAUGUUUGCUUGGUUAAUGACGAAAUCGGAAAAGUAUUUUGAAGUAUGUUUGACGAGCCGCUUGUGUGGUGUAUUUCGCUGUUUAGACAGAAAUUGCCCAAAUUUUUGUCCCAAUACCGACGCUCCAUUUUCUUUUCAUGUUUAAAAUUGCCAUAGAUGUCGCAAGUGGGAAAAAUUAGAAUGUCACAAUAAACAAAGUAUUUGAAUGACAAAGGGAAAACCGCGUCUCAAAAGUUUAAAACAUUUUACAAAAGUGAAAAAAAAUCUAACUCCUUGAAGUAAAUAAUGUGGUGCAAUUUCGAGCAAUCUCCAGUUGAGGAAGAUACAAUUUCCAACGCCUUCUCCUCACGUGGAAUUUUUAGGAUUCAAAGUGGAGAAGAGGUAAAGGAGUACCCGCAAGUACACGCUUCACUGCAAAACCAAAAAGUGGUUAUCUCUGUGGAUAAAAGUCUAAUAUUGCUGGAAGACGAGUUGGUGGCGAAAUGUAGCUCCCUCAGCUUCAAUGCGCACAUAGAUGCUGUUGCAAUUUCGAAUUCGGGAAAUCUAAUUUUAGUAGGGUUACGUGAUGGCGAGAUUCAUGGCAUUUUUAUUAAAGGUCUACCGCUAUUCAAUGUAACCGUAAACGCUGAAGACGUACAUGUGACAGGGCGCACUUUUGCUGGCAUACAACAACUGGGGCAGUGUUUUCAUAUCAGUUGCACAAAUGGAAGUGUCUAUCAGCUCGGUGAAAUCAAUGAAGCGCUACUGGAGGCGAACCAAAAUGUGUCCCUCAACGAAAAUGAGACCAUCGCUUUUGACGAAAGCAUGUUAGGGCCAGUGCCAAUCGAAAAACUGAUAAGCGGUGGACGUGGUUUAAACGAUGCGGAAUCAACUGUUUUGAUACCACAAAUUCCAUUGGAAGCGUUUGAACAGCCUGUACCACUGUUUAUAGCCGGAGCGCACAAUUCUGUUUUCUGCAGAGAGCGCACAAACGAUCUGGUCAAGAUUACACUGCCUGAACAUUAUCGCGGCGUAAAACGUAUAUUUAAUUUAGAUAAUUAUAUGUAAGUAGCUCGUGUGUUCAGAAAUACAUAAAGCCAAGCAACAAUCUUAUUUCUAAACUAUAAUUGAUGGAAAUGUCCAAUAUGCGCAAACACCCCUAAAUGCCAAAUUGGGACUUGGGCCAGUUUUUAAGAGCCAGUUUAAUUAGUUAGUUAAGUAAACGAGUUUAAAUUGAACAGCUGGCUCACAUUUGAUUGGCUAAUCUUAAUUUAAACCAGCCAAAUCGGGCGUUUAAACAGGGU